Molecule: messenger RNA, 3774 nt
Organism: Silurus meridionalis
Lineage: Eukaryota; Metazoa; Chordata; Actinopteri; Siluriformes; Siluridae
Gene: klf7a
Product: Kruppel-like factor 7a
Exons: 5
Coding region: 211-1008 (265 amino acids)
Biological process (GO): regulation of transcription by RNA polymerase II
Molecular function (GO): RNA polymerase II cis-regulatory region sequence-specific DNA binding; DNA-binding transcription factor activity, RNA polymerase II-specific
Source: RefSeq, a predicted model, not a curated record
CAGCAGGUGCGCGCGCGCCUCCCGUCUCCGCUCGCUCAGUCGGUCCUGGUCCGCGCGAGGCGCCCGGCGCGCGAGCUUUCUCUUCCACCGACACCAGAGCAUCCUUCUCGUCUCUCGGUCCUGCUGCCGACGUCUCCUCAGUCCUGUCUCCGGACCGUGAGGACAUUGUUUCCUUGGAUUCCUGGCGUUAGCAUCAUCAGGACCAUCGUCAUGGACGUCCUGGCCAACUACAGCAUCUUCCAGGAGCUCCAGCUCGUCCACGACACCGGCUAUUUCUCCGCCAUGCCGUCUCUAGAGGAGAACUGGCAGCAGACAUGUCUAGAGCUGGAACGCUAUCUUCAGACGGAGCCCAAGCGACUAUCAGAGCUCUUCGAGGAUGAACUGGACCACCUGCUAUCUUCAGACUUCAUGGAAGGACAUGGAGAGGACGAAUCCCUCAACACAUCGCUCUUCAACUUCACGCCAUCACCGCUGGGCCACGACGGAGACUCAAUGACCUCGCCGUCCACACCGGACCCUUCCGACCUCAGCACAGGGGUCGACGUGGCCCAGCUGAACGCGCUCACCUCCUUGACUCCGCCCUCGUCCCCGGAACUGGAGCGGCAUUCCCUCAAGACCUCCCACACCCUGGCCGACGGGACUCUGAUGCUGAAGCUGGCCGUGGCUCGACCGCUCUCACCUGGACCCAGUGAUGGUGAACAGGCGAGCGGAACCUCGGGGGGCAGGGACUCGGCCGACAGCAAAAAAAGGGUGCACCGCUGCCAGUUUGACGGCUGCAGGAAGGUGUACACAAAGAGCUCUCACCUAAAAGCACACCAGAGGACACACACAGGUGAGAAACCCUACAAGUGCUCAUGGGAAGGCUGCGAAUGGCGUUUUGCACGGAGCGACGAACUGACGAGACACUACCGCAAACACACGGGCGCCAAGCCCUUCAAGUGCGCGCACUGCGACAGGUGCUUCUCAAGGUCGGAUCACCUGGCCCUCCACAUGAAAAGGCACGUUUAAUUCAAAGGAGGUUGUGUCCAAGAGGAAACUGGACAGACAUUGAAAAACGAAGGUAUAGACCAAACCUAACCCGGCUACAAGUGGAGCAAACACAAGUCGCACUGGAUCUCGGUUCUGAUUUGGACUGGAGAACCUCAUUAGGAAAUGUAAACCUGGGCAACACACUGAAUCGUGAAGUGUUUUCUCCUGAACUGAACACCACACAGUGUGGAAUGUAUGCUCAUUUGAUAUUGCGUAGUGCACGCCACCGGGGGGACCACCGGAUCGAUAAACACUUCCGGAGCUCUUUUUUUUUCCGAAGGAUGUAAAUAAAAAAAAAUAAAAAAGAUACCUUUUGUUUCGAAGCGAUGAGACUCGUCGUGAUUUACAGGCACAAUUGAGAAAGGUUUGCACAAGUGCAGUCGAGGAUCAAAAGCAGAAAGACAGUUUUAUUACUCCGUAUAUAACCAGGGACGGAAUGUCCGAUUUGAUAUUGUUCAUGUUAUUGCACACGUCUAAAACAGCACUGUUUCUUUAUGCUUCUUGGGUAUUGUUUUAUUUCUUUUUUCUCCAAACCUGCAAGCCUUCCUCCAGGACUAGCAUGAACAAGAACGACGACGCAUCGUUAUGUUUUUGGUUAGCGCAUCGAGCCGGAGCCUUGUAAAUGUUGAGACGUUUAUGAACACUAUAUCACACUUUCACACGUGAACCACACCAAGCUUUUCCGUUCGCUAACGUUUGUAAUCGGAGGUAUGCUGAGCCCUCUCGCAUCCUUUCUGAAUAAAAGAAUAAAUAAAGCAACAGAGAGGGUGUGUGAUACUGCGAUAUUUAAUCCUGGGCUCCUGCUGUUCGCUCAUCUGUCGCUAUCAUGGACUCUAGCCUUUCUAAUGAACUAAAAUGAGAGCCAUCUGACUCCAGAGCUCUCCGGCGUCAGGCUCCUCCUGGCAUCAGGCCAGCGCGGUCACAGCCCAUCUCACCCCAACAAAAUAACAAAGCCACAAGGUCAUCCCAAAACACACACACACACAGUUUCCUUAGAAACUAAAUGCAUUCUAAUCCGAAUUUUAUCAUGCUUUCAUCCUGACCUGAAAGGAGAUAUUUAAUAUGGACAAAGUUUGUGGAUAUCUAAAAAAAUUUUUUCUUUUCGAACAUCCCAUUUCACAUUGAGUUCCCAUUUGCUCUUCUAAUGAGCUCUACUCUUCUGGAAGAUGUUCCACUCUAUUUUGUGGAGAUUUUUACUUAUUCAAAUAAAGGGAUGCCAGCACUGAUGUAGGUGUGGGGUGCAGAAGGCCAGCUCUUCAAUUCAUUCCAAAGGUGUUCAAUAGAGGUUUUAAAGCUCUAUAGCAGGAGAUUCUCCACUUUAAAAUAUGUCAAGCAGAUCUUCAUGGAGUUGUGCACAGGGGUAUUGUCAUGCUGGAAAAGGUUUGGGUCUUUAAGGAAGUGAAAAUGUCAUGCUACUCCAUCCAAAAGCAUAUGACUCCUGCAUAUGGCUGGAAAAAUCAGGUGUACCAAAACCUUUGUCCAUAUAAUGUAAAGUUUUUAAAUCACAUCAUCCUGUAUAGAAGAGUACACCUUUCAGAACAGGUUUUGGAAAAAAGAAAAUGGCAGAAUGCAUUUUCUGCGUGAGAGGAACGUUUUCCAAUAACCACUCUUAAGAGAUUUAUUCAACAUACACUGUAGAAGAAGAUCGUUCCCUCACCUGACUCUCUCCAUUCUCUCUUUUCGCUUCAUCACACUUUACACUCUUUAAAUGUUCAGCUGUUCAGAAAGAUAAUGAGCCAUCAAUUUCCCAUCAAUCGGGUUGCUGAAAAGUAUAAAAUCUAAAGGAAUAUUUUAAAGAAAUGUCGCGAAAUGAAUCAGUUCAAUCGCGAAAGAAAAACCAACCAAUCUUUUAAUGAACGAAUCCAACUUGUUACACAUUCCACAAUAACACUGUAUGUGACAAAAGUUUGUAGACACCUGACAAUCACACCAUGUGCAUUUAAGACAUGUCAUUUCAAAUGUAUUCUCCAUUCGCCUUUAGAAUAAACCUCCAGUUUCCGGAGACAGGGGGGGCAGUCGGUGGUCCGGUUCAUCCAAAAGGUUUUCAGAGGAGGUUAGGCCUGUGUGCAGGAGUUCUUCCAGCACAUCCUUCCAACAUUAUAUCUUGAUGAAGCUCAGGGGCAUUUUCAUUCUGGAAACAGUGUUCAGGCUUCUAAAUUCCAGUGAAGGGAAUUUGUAAUGCUACAGUACAACUGCUACAAAAGGCCAACAUAUAUCUGUGAUCGUCAGGUGUCCACAAACCUUCUAGGAAUAUACUGUAUAAGGUAUAACAUCUCCAUGAGUGGAAAACCAAACUCUAAUCACAGCAUUUGUGUAAUUCUUUUAACAUAAGGCUGGUGUUUGAAACAUGUACACACUAGUGUUUUCGCGUAACCUACCUUCGUUCUCAGCCUGAGGUUCUGCUGAGAAAAUGUAUUUCUCACUCCCAUUUUGUCCUUACGUCUCUCUCUCGUCUCGCUCUCUCGCUCCAUCCGGAUGUUUGCUCAAUUUGCUGUACAGAAGCGUUUCCGAAUAUGAUUUGUAUCACCUGAUGUUAGUAUGACGAUGUUCUAUAUUGAAGAAGACAAAAAAAAAAAAAAAAAACGAGAAAAAGAUCAAGAGUUUAUUUUUGUUACCGGUUUGUUUCGUAAUUCUUUUUAUUAAAUAAAAAUUCGGUAUUGUAAUAUAUCUAUGCAAGAACCGUUAAAGUGAAGCAAUUUGAUUUAAGAAUGUCAUCAUGUGUAAUAAACAGUAGAAACUUACAAA